GUCUGGUGCCGGUCUGGGUGUGGGGGGGCGGGACGUAGGAGCCGAUUGGACGGCGACGGCGCGCUCCACUUUGACCCUCUUAAAGUGAAUAAAACAUCAUGAGCGACCAGCAGGACACUAUGGCUGCCACCACCACCAUUAGUCACUGUGAAUACCUGCAGCCAGCAGCAUCAACAAUGAUUGAGGAUUCACAGCCAUCUCCUCUGGCUCUUCUGGCAGCAACAUGCAGCAAGAUUGGACCCCCAGCCGUGGAAUCCAGCUCCACACCCUCUCCAGUGGCUGUACAGAUGGUCACCAAGAAACUGCCGCUGUUGAAGCCAGCUCCAGCACCUAAUGGGCAAAAUGGUGGCAAUUUCAGUUUCAUUGGAGCUAAUGGAAAAGUCUUUCAGAUCCAGGGAUCACAGGUCACCGGUCCAGCCGUUAGCCCCUCCCUCUCUGGACAGUUAGUGCUGGCCAUUCAGAGCCAAGCGAUGGUCAACAAAGGCUCACGGCAGAACGUUCAGUAUCAGUUAGUCCCCCAGGUCCAGACCCUGGGUGGGCAGUCCCUUCAGAUUGCCAAUGUUCAGCAAAAUAUGACAGGUCAGAUCCAGAUCAUUCCAGGUACCAACAAGGCUUUUGUGACCACUGCAGUAGCAGCCAAUACGCAGAAAGUCUCCCCUCAGGCAAUGCAUGUGAAACCCGCUUUAUCAGUCCCUGCCCAAGUGCAGAAGACCAGGGGCACAACUGUACAAGGUCAGGGCAAUGUCAUUAAGCUGGCAAGUGGUGGAAACGUUGCCCUGUCUGUGCCAAUUAGUAAUUUGGUUGGUGCCGGUGAUGGAACAGCCAUACAGUUGGCCAGUGAUGCUGUGUGUGGAGGAGGUGGCUCUGCGAAGCUCAGCAAAAGGUUGAGGAGGAAAUCGACAAAUCCUGCAGCGGUGGCGGAAACAGUCACACUUGUGGAGGCUUCAUCAGGAAACGUCAUCCAGCCAGGUGCCAACAUACUCUUGGUGCAGAGUCCAGGCUCCAAUGUUCUGCAGCAAGUACAGGUGGUGCAGCAGAAGCAGGAGCAGGCGGUCCAGACCAUUCCUCAGCAGGCCAUCCGCGUUGUGCAGGCAGCCUCCAUGAGUGGUCACAACCUUCCCACCGUACCCCAGAAAUCCCCACAGAGCCUGCAGAUUCAGACCAGUGAGCACAGCUCCCCACCGGUUAUCAUCAGGAGUCAACCUAUAUCCUCCUCGGGACAGGUUAACUGGCAGGCAGUGCAGGUGAAAAGUUCCACGGCACUUCAGCAAGGCUCCAGUCCCUCUGGUAGCUUUCCCCGGAUUGCUCCAGCUGCAGGUGGAAAGAGAUCCUCUGCGGGCUCUUUGAUCCGGAAGGGGACUGCUUUGCCGAGAAUUGCACCAGCUGGGGGUGCCAUUAACCUGAACAGUGCGCAGUUUGCCACUGGUCAGGCAAUUCAGACCAUCAGCAUCAACGGCUUGCAGGUGCCCGGAGUUCCAGUGACUGUCACCAAUGCUGCAGGACAGCAACAGUUAAAUGUGCAGGCAGGGGUCAUGUCCCCAGUUUCUGCCAACAACAUCACUAUCACUGGACUGAGUUCGAGCCAGCUUAGCCAGCUACACAUGGAACCAGCCUUACCAGCUGAUGAGAUUGCAGAGCAGCAGGUGCAACAGAACAAGAAGAUGAAAAGAAUGGCCUGCACUUGUCCAAAUUGCAAGGAUGGUGAGAAAAGGAGCGGAGAGUUAGGGAAGAAGAAGCAUGUUUGCCACAUUCAAGGUUGUGAGAAGGUAUUCCGGAAAACAUCCUUGCUACGAGCCCACGUUCGCUUGCACACAGGGGAGCGCCCGUUUGUCUGUAGUUGGGUCUAUUGUGGGAAGAGGUUCACUCGUAGUGAUGAGCUACAGAGGCACUCCAGAACUCACACAGGUGACAAACGCUUCGAGUGUGGACAGUGCCACAAGCGUUUCAUGAGGAGUGACCACCUGACCAAACACUACAAAACACACUUGAACACAAAGAACUUGGUGUAAAGACUGCGGGGCGCAUGGGAGAUAUUGGUCUCCCUAGCAACACAAGUCGAACAUUUUCUUCUUUGUUUUCACAUUUUUAAAGAAAAGAAAUUAACAAAAAAUGUUUUUCUGGAGGGAGGGAGGGGUCAUGUUUGGUUUAUACGCCGCCUUCCCCUCCCAACGCUACAGAUGCAUUAAGACACAUCAUUACUGUGGUAACCCAUUUACCAGCGAUGUGGCACAGCAUGAAGAGCGCAGUGGAUUGGGUUGGGUUGGAGGCUGCUGGAGCAGAGAGGAAACCAAUGUGAAGAGAUUAAGCAAUCCUGAUCCCAAUCUGGGUGGUUCUGUCCAUUCCUCCUUGUGUAACACAGGUGUAGCUUUGCCGAUGUCUUGGUUUCUAAUAAUAUGUUGCCUUAGAUUUUGUCACAUAUGAUAAUGAGAGUAUUGUACUGUGAUUGAAUGGAGGCUUUUCAAUUAGUCAGUUUGCUAUUACUUUUAUUUUAAAAAAACAAUAUGUUUUUAUUUUCCUAGUGUGAUUCUGACACAGGAUCAUGAGAUGAUUUAUGUCCAAAUUAAUGUCAUCAUUGGACAAACAGUAGAAGGAAAAAGAAGAUAAUUCUUUUUAAAAACAAAGAUUUUUUAAAAUGAAAUCCUGAGGUUGUAGUAUCUGCAAUGUUUAAUAGAUCAAUAAGCAUAGUGUUUACAGUUGCUUCAAAGAAAUAUUGGUUAUAUUUUUGAGCUUUGAUUGGAAGGAAAUCUGACUUUAUUUUAGUAUAUAAUUUUUGGAUGGUAUAAGAUGACUGAUAAUAAAUUUCUUAAGUGGAGCUAAAUGCAGUGGGGAUGGGAGAAUACAAUCAGUGCCCACUUUCUUCUUUAGAACAGCUGACACUGCUUCUGCCCAUUACAGUGAAUGGGUUGAAAAUCCCAGUCGGUGUGUCCUGUUCUGGUUUCUCCCAUACUCUCAGUAUCAUGGAUCUAAACAAGAUGGGAAAAUUUCUUGUGUAUCGCAAGCUCCCUGCAAGCAUUCCACAGGAAGUCUUUCCAAGUUAACGUGUAGUACUUCAAAAGAAUUAAAUACAGAUCAGAAUGGCUCCAUGUUCCUAAAUGUGGAAGAAUUGGAGACGGGUGUUUGUCCAGUUACCUCCCCUUCGCUUUUCAAAGGUGGCAAAUCUCAUAAGAUCUGUGCUUCUGUAGUUUCCAGCUAUCCCUCAGGGCCAUCAUCCAACUAUCCAUCCUUUAUAUUUGAGGGAGUAACAGCACCAAGGCAAAUACUGUGCACAUUCAAGCAUUCACAUUUAUAGGUUUAUCUUCCUUUUAGGACUAUGGGGCAGUUCAGUUGAUUACAAAUGCCCUUUUCAAGGGACAGUCCUCAACCUGGUCGGAGGCUGCCAGCCAGUUAAACCACUUUGCGACGCAAUUUGGAAGUGAUAUCAGACCACUUCCUGCAACAUCACAAGGAAGUUUCUACUGUGGAAUGUGCACUAUUUUCUGACCGUAAUGUCAUUUCCUGUGUGUUUGUUUUAAAAAAAUGCUAAAAUAAAAUGAAUUGUUUUGUGCUUUGGUUUAUGUAGAAGGAGAAGCAUGAAGUUAUUUGUUCUGUAAAGUUUUCUCAAAUUUAAUGCCAUUUAUCAAGUAUGGUGACCAGAAUUUGAGUGAAAUGGUUUCAGUUCUGUGUUAUAUCUGUUUCCACCUCUUAGUUCCUCAGUUUAUUAUUUGUGUUUUGUUUUUCCACGAGUUUUAGUCUUCUUACCUCAGAAAGGAUAGUUGCCUUAGAAAGAGUCCAGCAAAGGUUAACUAGACUAUUUCUUGGGAUGAGGGGAUUUUCCUAUGGCUAGUGUUUGAGUAGACUAAUCUUGGAGAUUAGAAUAAUGAGAAGUGAUCUCAUUAUGAAAUUCUUAAGUAAUUUGACAGGGCCAAUGUUAAAAGGAUGUUUGCUGGGGAAUUAAGAACUUCGAGUUACAGUCAGAAUAAGAGGUUGGUUUAGAACUGACAUGAGAAAUUCUUUGCUCAAAACGAUUGUCAAUCUGUUUGGUUCUCUAUCCCAGCGAGUUAUUGAUGCUCAGUCGUGAAAUGAUUAUAUUCAAGACAGAGGGUCCUGGGUACUAAAAAAUUAAGGUAUGUGGGAAUACUGCAGGAAAUCAAGUUGAGAUAUGUCAGUCAUGGACUUGGUGAAUCACAGAGUCAGCUCAAAGAGUUAGAUGCUCUCCUGCUGCUUGUAUUAUGUUCCAUUUCACCUCAUAGUAUCAUAGUAUAAAACAAUACAGAAGGAGGCCAUUCAUCCUAUGGGAUCUGUGCCAGCUCUUCAAAAGGUCUAUCUAUUUAAAACCAUUCACUGCUCUUUCCCCAUAGCUUUGCAAAAUGUGCCCUUUCAAGUAUUUAUUUAAUAUUUUGAAAGUUACCAUUGAAUCUGCUUUCAUCGUCCUUUCAAUAAGUGAUUUCCAGAUCAUAGCAACUCUCUGUGUAAUGGAAUAUCUCCUAACGUUGUUUCUGGUUUCUUCUGCCUCUAAUCUCUUUCCUCUAGUUACCAAGCCUUCUUCCACAAGGAACAAUACCUGCUUGUUUAACAUCUCCAUCAUUUCUGCUGUAAGGAGAACAAACUCAGGUUUUCCACUCUCUCCACAUAACUGUGGUCCCUCAUUGUAAUAAAUCUCCUGUACCCUCUCCAAGGACUUUGGGUCUACUUGCACACUGCAUGUAAUUAGAAUAUUCAGCUUACAUUGAGAACAAAAUAAGCAUUUCUAAUUCCCUCCCAACAACCCAACUAUUGUUUUUAUACCCAUUCAGCUUGAACAAUGAGUGGGGAAAGGACGAUUUACUGUUGAACCUGUUUCUUAUUGCUUUUUGCAGUUACUAACAAAUGUUUCAGUCUAUACUGUAGGAGAUUCCUCGAGUGUUAGAAAGUCCAGAACUUUAAAAGCUGAUGUGUAAAGCACAGCUGAUUCUACUUGUUUUUUAAAAAUUAAUCUUUAACAGUACGGAUAUGUUUGAUUGUCAUAUUCCACAGAUGUAAGCGAUUGUUGGCUUGUGAAUGUUAAGGGAGGUUUUAACUCUGCCAAAUGAGCUCUUUGAUAGUUUUGAGCAGUGCCAGAUUUGCUUCUGAACCACUCCAAUCAGAUUGGUUUCCUGGUGUGUGAUGUAGCUCAGUCAGCUGUUGAGACUCUCCAGUUGGCCACAAUGCCAUCAGCCCAUGUCGGCCUGGGGAACAGGGAGGAGGAGAGAGGAUCAAAGAAAAUGGGCCAGGGCUCCUCUUCUUGAUCACUGCCACUUUGGCUGAGCACAGGAUUGGAUUCAGAUGUGACUCUUCCUGCCAACUCUCAGCAUUCACUGAUUGGGUUACACCUGGGGAUCCACCAAGUGAAUGAGAUACCAGUGGCCCCUAUCUUUUGAAAGAGGAGAAAAAUUUGGGGCUGGGAGCAUGGGGAAAAGUUAACUUCACAUGGGGUUGAACUGAAUUGUUGAAUAUAAGGUCUCACAGUAAUUUACAGGUAUGUUGAGGUCAGUUCCAAAAUUACUGAUAAGGGGUGAUGUCAAUUAUUUAACAGGGAAAGGAAUGACUUUUUUAUUCAGGUGAGAUAUAUAAUCAAAUAGUAGGUUUCCCUCCUACCUAUUGUUGAAAAUAGUUGUUUCACAUUUACUGAAUUACCACCAAUCGAUUAUUUAAUGUGCCAAUCACUGGUUUAAGUUGAUUGAGUUCAGAACUUCCCUAAUUCUUGGUGUCAAGUUACUGUAUUCCCCUUACCUUUUUCUGAUAAAGCAAGCAGAUCCAUCACCCAAAGGAGAGUCAGUGUCCAGUAGUUCCUUCUGUCUGGCAGCCUGUAUAGUAAAGGGAUAGAGCUGGGGCUCAAUGGGGAUUCUAGGUGCAAUGGGUACCACGUUCUGUCUGGUACAUUCGCUGCUGCAACAGUGUAUUGCUGUUUGUUUUUAAAAGUGCUGUCUUAGCAAAUAGCCUUCGUAUGAUGAAAACUGCUUGGAUUUAUGAGGUGUUGUAAAUGUUCUUUGGUAUAUUAUAUAACAAAAUAAACAAUGGCAGCCCAGGCUGACACUGGUCUUUAAUCUA
Molecule: messenger RNA, 6045 nt
Organism: Chiloscyllium plagiosum (whitespotted bambooshark)
Lineage: Eukaryota; Metazoa; Chordata; Chondrichthyes; Orectolobiformes; Hemiscylliidae
Gene: sp2
Product: sp2 transcription factor
Biological process (GO): regulation of transcription by RNA polymerase II
Molecular function (GO): RNA polymerase II cis-regulatory region sequence-specific DNA binding; DNA-binding transcription factor activity, RNA polymerase II-specific
Source: RefSeq, a predicted model, not a curated record